This is a messenger RNA of Columba livia (rock pigeon), 12617 nucleotides long. It is a transcript of the gene FLT3, whose product is annotated as fms related receptor tyrosine kinase 3. The transcript is spliced from 24 exons. Gene Ontology annotation, molecular function: transmembrane receptor protein tyrosine kinase activity; ATP binding; growth factor binding. NCBI's taxonomy places the organism in Eukaryota, Metazoa, Chordata, Aves, Columbiformes, Columbidae. Bases 7058 to 10114 code for a protein of 1018 amino acids. The record is from RefSeq and is a predicted model, not a curated record. Gene Ontology annotation, cellular component: plasma membrane; signaling receptor complex. Gene Ontology annotation, biological process: B cell differentiation; cell surface receptor protein tyrosine kinase signaling pathway; protein phosphorylation.
CGCCGCGGAGUGAGCACAGCGUCCAGCGGCUUGGCUGGGUGCGCGCGCGCGCGGGCGUUAACCGUCGCGCGCGGUGGCGUCCGGCCCUCGGACGAGCGCGGCCUGCGGAGCUUAACGCCCGUCCCAGCGGGGCGGGUGACCCCUGCCGCCCCCUCGUGCCCUGCGGCCGGGGCCGCUCGGCUCCCGUGCCGUCUCUCAAACUGGUUCUCCCACCUCUCCCCCUCGCGAGGUGGGGGUCGGGGUACCGGCGCUCCCAGCAAUGUCUCAGCCCGUUUACCCCCCAAAACACCUCUUCCCUGCUGAAAACCACAGGGCAGCCCGUUGGCUUUUCCCAGCUUGCUGUGUGAGAGCGGAGCCUGAGGGAUUCUCCCUCUCCAGGCGUUGAAUUGGUGUGCCUGGUGUUUUUAAGGGGAUGUUUGAAGUGUUUUCCCCUGAGCGUGGAGAAUUUUGUUAUGUGAAUUUUCAGUGACUCACUUGCUAAGCUACUCAAGACUUUGGGUUUUUUUUGUCUUAUGUUGUUGGCAUAGCUUGUGCUAUUGCUGAAGUGAUGUAUAUAGUGGAAAAACAUGACAUAUUAAAGCACACUUGACAUUCUGGUAAGAAAAAAAAUUAAUGUAGAAUUAAGAUUACUUUUUUUUUUUUUUGGUCGUAGUCUUCAGUCAUAUUAAAAAUGAAAAGAAAAUCAGGGCCUUGCUCCAAGAUACCUUGACAGAAUAUGCAAAAGAAAUGUAAAAAAAUGAGUGAGCUUUUAAAUGUCACAACAAAGUCUUCCUCAGAUAACAUCUUUAAAGACUUUAAGAAGCAAGCAUGCUUUAAACUGAUGUCUCAAGACCAACAUUUGUGCAGUCAGAAGUGUGGCUUCUACAAGCUUAUAAACUAGAUGAGGAAAAAAAGGUGGUUAGUCUACAAAAUAACAUUGGACAGAAAACUAGAGAAGAGCAAGGCUGCAAGAGUCAGAGCUGAAGUCCUAGCCUGGUAUCCCAAGAAAAUAAGAUUAAGGGUAUCAUUUCUCUGUCAUUCCUCAACAAUUUUCAGCCUUUUGCUUCCUUUCAACUGGCUGGCAAAAAGCUCACAGCUUCUGUGUUCCUACAAGUUUAGUAAAGUAGUGGGAAAGUUUAGUAAAGUAAUUUAGUGAAAGAGUGGGAAGGCCCUGUUGAUGUCUCCAUUAAAAUCUCUGGGUAGGAGCUUGGACACAAACCACAGGAAGCCCUCAUAAAUACCUCAACCAUGGGAAAUGUUUUAACCCCAACUUGCACUUUCCUAGAUAACAGAAAUCAUUUUAGUACAUGGGUGAGAGGUAGUCCCAGCUGUUUUGGCUGAGGUACCCGCAGGACUACUUAGUUGUGUAUCGAUCAGCCCCUUGGCAUAGUGUUCCUCCUUUGAGGAGUGAAACCAUGGGCUUCCUUGCACUGUGAGCUGCUGUAGCUACACACAGGUGCUCACAGGUCAAACUUCCCUCUGCUGCUGCAGUGGGAAAAGGGAGAGCCUGGGAGUGCAUUGUUUUUUCUCCCUUUAUCCUGGGAAGGUGCCAGCACAGGCAGAGGUCUCAGGCAGAUGGGUCAUCCGGGGUCUGUGGAUUCAUAGAGGGGAAUGGGAGGUGGAAGAUGCUGUGCUGAGGUGAUGCCAGGCAUGGGGGAAGAGAGGAACCCAGUAUCACCUGCUGAAGCCCCCUUACCAGCAGCCUGUUUACCAGGGUUGGUGUCCCCUGGAAAAACCUCCCGUUCAAGAGGGGUCAGACUCGGUGGACAAGUUAUACGUAUGUGUGAGAAAGUUGGAAAGGGCCACAGAAUUAUGUUAAUGAAGGGAGAAGAAAAAUCUCAGCUUUCCCAAGCACUGUGGAUCUUUUAUCCAGAGUUUUAGUACUGUGGAUUUAAUGGUAUCAAGUUAUCUUACAAGAGAUUUCAUGAUACACAUAGGGAAAUACCUUUUCUGGGUAAACUGGUUGGACAUGAAAUUAAUUCUUCCAAGCAAAGACUUCAAUUGUGUAACCACUCCCACCGCUGAAGUGUAUUCUAACCUGUGUUUUCAACCUUGUGAGACUGCUUUUCCCACAGCUCUUUUGCUGAUCCAUGCAUAUGUCUAACAUCACAUGUGCACAGUGAGGUUAGGAACAAGGACACAAAUGGGCUUGUGUGUACACGACCCACAUUUUUCCUGUCUGCAUGCUGUAGCUCAGGCUGAAAACAUUCCCACUGGAUGCGGGAAGAGCUGAGAUAGGGACUGAGCUGUAGCACCUGAUCCUGCCAGCCGGAGUGCCCAGAUAACAAUGAGACAUGUGGUACAGUGCCAAGGGUGUUCGGCUUCUCCCCCACUGAAGAUGGUACGUUGUACCUGAGCUACUGAGCAUCAAAUCAGCUUGGAAGCAUCCCUCAUCUUCUCUGUGUUUUCUUGGCCAGCAGAGCAGAGCCAAUAAUGCGAAAAGGCUCAAGAUGGCAUGAGCCUCUUUUUGUGGCUCUGGCAAGCUCUUACCUCUCCUGUCUCUUUAGUUCUGUUAACUAUAUGUAAGGACUUGACUCAUGUCCAUAUGGGAGCCUGACACUUUCUCAUUAAUCACAACCAUGUGUUCCCCUCAAAUUUUAUUUUUAUUGCCUGUUUCUGCUGCUCAGCCAGAGCACUGAGGAGUCCUGCUGGCCGUUCGCUAUCUACUUGAACUUGCUUCACUGCCUCGUGCAGUGCAUGGAGAUUUACUGGGCACUCCUGCAGAGUAGUGAUUGAUGAUGUUAUCAUUUUUUUCACAAAACUAGUUCCUCUGUGAAUUGAAGCUGGCACCUAUAUGGAGAACACUGCUGUUCCUCUCCUGGGCACAUACCCAGAUUUACUUUGCAUUAGAUCCAGGGAGCAAGAUGAAGGAGAAACAGAUAGAUGCCCUUGGGUCUUGUCCCACUUUGUAGUCAACUAAUAACUGUGGUGUGCUUUUCGACCCAGAAAUGGAGAAAUACUUCUGUAUACAUACAUUCAGCCAUAGCCAAGUGACAGAGUUUUUAAGAGCUCUGACAGAAAGGCAGAACCAAACAUUAUGAGAUGAAAAAUAAGAGGGGGGGGGGAGGAAAAAAGAAAUCCUUGAGAAGGAGAGGCCUGCCAAGAGCUCUUUUCUCCAGCCAAAUCAGGUCACAAGCGCCAAAUAGCUCUCCCGUAACAUUCAAACCAGUGUUGAGAAAGCCAUGUCUUCUAUUGAGAGUAACAGUUUCUCUUUGUGUCAACCCAAAAUUAACAUGUUUAGUAAAUCAUGUGGAAACAGAUCCUGAGGUGCAGGCUGGCAUCAGAUAAUGCAAAUGAAUAACAAUACUUUUUUGAGGGAUAGAGUUAUUGUAGCUGUGAUUUUUCUUUAAGGCAUAAGCAAGACAAAUUUUGUAGCUAAGAGUCUUGUUAAACCAACCAAGUAGUUGGAAAAAGUAAUGCAUGUAUACUGGUUUAUUUUCAACAGUACCAGCUGGUCUAUUAAGAGAUAUUAUCUCUGCUUUAAAAACUGGCCUUGCUUAAUAUUAUUGAAACAGAUCAAAUGAAAGACUUCUAAAAAAGUUUUCACAUAAUUUGAAUUUAACCUCUAAAGUCUAUCAUUAUAGUAUUUCAUUAAGAAAAAAAGUUGUUGAGAUUUACAGAAAUAUAAACAUGAUCAGAGUACCCAGUCAUAUUAGACAAGAAUUUAGCAUUUGUUCAUUUACUUUUUGAAGGAAGAGUAAUAAAGCCUGAUAUGUCAGGAUAUACAGCAACUGUUGUCUGAAGUCUAAGGGAAAUUUCCACUCUUGAGGAGAUUAUUCCACAAAAUUAGGGUUUUUUUAAUCUUCCUUUGAAGUGUUUGAGAAUGAUUAAUAUGGCAGUUAGAAUAUUGGAUUGAAUGGACCAACGUGCUGUGGCAAUACCCAUGGGUCCCUAGCUAGGCAGUUUGCUUUACUAACAGUAUCUGAAAGAAACCAAAUGUUGCUCCUAACCAGAUUCCCAUUCACAUGCAGAAAGAAAUUCUUUCACACUCAGUGAAGUUUUGAAUUCAAAUCAAGUAGCAAGUCAGGAGUUGACCCUGAAGUGUUCCUGCUAACACCUACGUUAAUAAUGUAUGCUACCACCUGUGUUAAUAAUGUAUGGGGGAGAGGUCUAGCCCUAAGCUAAAGUUCAUACUAGUACAAGCACUAAAAUGUAAGUCUGGUUUCACUGUGCUGGUAAUCUAGUCAUGUGAUUUAGCUAGAAAGUUUCUUACAUGCAGCUACUCCCACUGGAGCUGCCUUUAUCUAACUGUUGCACUAAAGACCAACCAUGAUGUGAUAUAACCUGGAUAAAAUACUUGGUAACAGAAACAAUUCUCUCAUGGCAGAAAAAACCCUACUCAAAAGAAUGCUUUACUGUCAUGUACAUGUAUAUGACACAUUUGUUGAACCACCUCCAGUCUUUAGAAAUAGGUUAAUAUUCCAGAUUUUAUAUAUUUAUUUUGGCUUAAUCCAGUAGAUAUGAACUGUCAUAGCUGACGGCAUCUUUCACAGAAGCUUUUAAGCUGAAAACCUGACAUGUACAUUAAGACUUCUGAUACCAGAUCAGCUAGAUUACCAGCAACAAAUUCUCCUGAUUAAGAAAGUUAAUGGUAGUUUCUCCUUGUCUGAACCACAAAAAGGCAAAAUAUCUUCAACAGAAUCCCAGCAGCUUCCAGUGCUGAAUGCAUCAGGUGGAAGAGAAAACAAAGCACUUUGCUCACUUGUUGAUUUUAAAUCAAAGGACUCAAAGGACAGGCAUCCACUGGUUUAGUGUAUAUGUAAGUAUUUGGGUGGAUCUUUGCCAUACCACCUGAACAGAAGCACGAACUGUCUACCCUCUGGUUUCUGAGGGUAAAACCUUUAUGUAGCUGUAGUGUUGAAUACAAGAUAGAAGAAAACACAAGAAAGGCAUGGAUUUACUGGUGCGAGUCCAGUGAAGAACCAUGAAGAUGAUAAGGGAUUGGAGUAUCUGCCAUACGAGAAGGGGGUGAAAGGCUGAAACUGUUUAGCCUGGAGAAGAGAAGGCUUGGGGGCAUCCUACCAAUGUGUAUAAAUACCUGAUGGGGGAGCCAGACUCCUUUCUGUGGUACUCAGUGACAGGAACAGAGGCGAUGAGCACUAAAUGAAACACAGGAUGUUCCCUCUCAAGAUCAGGAAACACUUUUUUACUGUGAGGGUGGUUGAUCACUGAAUAGAUUGCCCGGAGAAGUUGUCCUUGGAGGUAUUUAAAACCCUACUGGCAGUGGUCUGGGGCAACCUGUGCUCACUGAUCAUGCUUUAAGCAUCAGGCUGGACUAGGUGAUCUCCAGAGAUGUCUUCCAACCUCAUCCAUGCUGGAACUAUGUACCAGCGAGGGCUAUGCAAAGAAAAAAAAAAGGCAGCCUGCCAGCCAGGAAAGCUUGUUGCCAGCAUGACAUUUCUCUGUUUGCAAUUAUUUCUCUAAGGCCUGUGGAAUCCUACACUUCCUUUCCUGGUUUUUGCAUCCUUGCAAAUAUGUAUCUCCUUGAUUUUCGUGUUAUUUCACAUCCUUCCUUUUCAUUGCAUCACAUACAAACUUGUUUUCAGCACCAGAGUAUAAUGCUAUUGUCUCAGUCUGUGUUUCUAAGGAAAUCUUGUGAGAGAUCAUGUGCUCAUCUUUGCUAACAAUGCUGGCCCCAGUGCCAUUUUCCCAAUUGGCCCCUGCAAUUAUCUUUGGGACAUUUUCUGUGGCUUCUUUUUUUUACCUAUGAUAUGUCUGUCUAGUUCUGAUCCAUCUACAUUUUAAUUUAAUUUUCCCUAAUGCAAAAGAAGCUAUUUAGCAGGUAUCAAUAAAAAAAUCUAGAUAUCACCUCUGCCAGGUUUCUGAGAACACCUUACUGGCAUUGAAUUUAUUUGCUCAGGAAUUCUUUUUAUCCAGGUUCUGUACAAUUGCAGAAUACUUGCAUAGUCCCUCACAAGUAAAAAUAUAACAACUAAACAAAUAAAAUAAUUAAAUACAAUUUUAUACACAAAAUAUAACAGCUGAAAGCAUAACAAAAAUUCCCCAACAUAUCUUGGGGGAGAUGCUGAGCUUCUCCUUUCAGACUGGAUCUACUUCUGCCUGGGGGCUGCAAUGUAUGGCUGUGGAAGCCGGGGAGAUCUGCCUGCCCCUCUGCGAUGUCCUGUCCUGGUACAAGCAGGGGCCGUGCUGGGGUGAGAAACUUCAGCCACAGCUGGACUAGCUCCUCCCCUAACACAUCUGCAACCAAGCAGCAGAUCCUGGAGUGCUGCACUCUGAAGAAGACAGCUAGUGGGGCUGAGGGCAGAUGGACUGUGUCUCUAGAGACUUGUGUUUGAGGGCGAGCCUGGAGGGCUUUAUUUUUAUCCCCUACACAAGUCGUCUGCAAAACAGCUUCAGAACAGCUGUAGCUCAGUUUGAACCUCCCUGCAGGCAAUGCUAGUUUGCUGUUCCCCCUGGUGUAAACACAGACCCAUGCCACAAACGUGCUCCCCAUCUGGGUGGAAGCCCCCUGAGCUCUUGGCAGUGACCGCAGCAGGUCCUCUGCCACCAGCAGACCAAGCGCUCACCCAGCGCGGGAAAACUCCCUUGGCCUGUGAUGACAGAUGCAGCAGGGUAUUCCCAUGGUGUCACACAAACUUCAUUUGGAUUUUUUUUUUUUUUGAGCUGUUUAGCUUGACAGUGCCACUUGCUCUUUCCUUCAUCAAUACUCAGAGAAAUUAUGCAGACUGCUAGUGCGUGAAAGCAGAAACCAUAAAUGCUUUGAAAAUAAGAAUUGAGAUGAGACAUCAAAAAGUCAGCUGCACCAAAUUUACCCAAGAAAAUAUGUUUUUGUAGAAGUGUGAGUGAAGGGCUAAAGAACCAGGCAAGGUCUGAGCAGCAGAAGCGGAGGCAGCUGCUCAGCUUGGUAGAGGCAUCCUCCAACAGAAGGAAGACGUCCCUGACCCCCAGAGAGGCCCCUCUUCUCUCCAUCCCACAGCCGUUUCCUUCAGGCUUGGGUCUCGGGCCCUCACUUUUGAGAAGUAGUUUCGCUGUGGGCAGUGACGUGCACCCUUAAGACAACCACCUGCGCGGUUCGGUUCACUCACUAGGGCCGGGGGACUGUAGGGCAUUGCCAGCCAUGGCAGCGGUCUGGCCCUACGGCUGCCCUUCUGGAAGCCUAUUUCACCUGGCAGUUCUUGUUAUGACAGCAGUUACUUUCACUUCUGCAAUGAAGCAAAACACAUCUGAGAUUGCAUGUGUGUUUAUCAGCCAGAAGGAUGAAGGUUCAGGAACACCAGAGACACCAGUAUCUCCUAAGAUUUCUAAAAUUUUGGAAGAUAUUGGGUGUUAUUUGAAUUCUCAAGGAACAGAAAAUAUCUAUGAACCAACUAAAAAUGUGGAAGUCAAUUUGUUUGAAGAUAUUGAAUUAAAAGUGAUAAUGAACAUUUCAGAGGUCAUUUCAUGCUUUUGGUUCUUUAAAGAGAGCCAGCCUUGUAAACCUUCAUUGGACUCAGAGAAUCGAUAUGUUGCAUCUUUGGCUUUUUCUCAAAUAAAAGAAGCACAAGCUGGAAAAUACACCCUCUCGGUCAUAAGUAAAAACAACAACUACACAGUAGUUGUGCCUGUUCUCAUCCGAAAGAAACCAGGCAAACCCUAUUUCAGGAAAAGGGAAAAAUCAGAUGCUAUUGAAUGCAUAUCUGAGAGCUACCCCCAGCCCUCCGUGGAGUGGAUAUUUUGCAAAACACCUGAAGAUAGUUGCCCCGAUAAAAUACAUGAUGAAACUGGGGAAAUAGAUGGCAUACAGGCUGCACAACAGGAAUUAUUUCAAACUUAUAUAUGGUGCUGUGCAGUUAAUGGCCUGGGCAGAGAAUGCAGCAGACUCUUUACAAUAGAUUUAAAUGAAACACGAGCAAUGCCUUUACCUGAAUUGCUUCUUAAAGUCGGGGAACCAUUGCUGAUCAGAUGCAGAGCUGUUCACCGUAAUUAUAAAUUCAGAAUAAAAUUGUCUUUUGAAAACAAAGAAGUUGAGCAGGAUCGUCAGUUUGAAGGAUUAGAAUAUCAAACAGAUCUCUCAGCAAUUCGAGUCCAGUAUGUGUUUGCUCCAGCGGCAGGAAGAAGCAACAGUGGACGUUACACCUGUUCUUCUACAGCUCAUCCGAAUCAAACUGCCUUGGUUAGAGUUUUAGAAAAGGGAUUUAUAAAUAUAACUGACUCUAAAGAAGAUUUUGAAAUUGGUGAGGAAGAAUUUUGCUUUGCAGUUAACUUUACAGCAUAUCCCCCGGUUAGAUGCGUGUGGCUAUUUUCCAAAAAAGCCUUUUCAUGUAAACAAAGUUACAGUGUGGAUGGACACAGCAUUUCAUCAAAGUUCUGCAACCAUCAGCACCGGUCUGGGAUAUAUGUCUUUUAUGCUGAAAAUGAUGACAUGGUCAAGACCAAAAAAUUCACUCUGUAUGUGAGAAGAAAGCCUGAAGUAACAGUGCAGUUGUCAUUCAAGCAGAUCUCCUGUGUUGCUGACAGUUACCCUGCUUCAUCCUGGGUUUGGAGGAACUGUCCCGAACUGAACUCAUCCAACUGUACAGAAGAAAUCACUGAGGGGAUCCACAACUUCUUGCCAGAGAGAAAAUCCCUGGGGUCAUGGAUUUCAAGCAGUACUUUAGAUAUAAAGGAGACAACAACAACCUUCUCUGUUGAGUGCUGUGCAAACAAUUCUGCUGGCUCAACCUGCAAAAAGAGUUUAAUUAACCUGGCAGUUGCAGGAGCUGUUUCUUCCCCCCUGGACAAUGCUGCAUUCUAUGCCUCAAUUGGAUUUGUCCUCCUAUUGAUCGCUUUUUUGUUUGUGUUCAUUUUUCUUAAAUACAGAAAGCAAUUUAGAUAUGAAAGCCAGUUGCAAAUGAUACAGAUGGUAGGUCCAUUGGAUAAUGAUUACAUCUACAUCGACUUCCGAGAAUUUGAAUAUGAUCUCAAAUGGGAAUUUCCCAGGGAAAAUCUGGAAUUUGGAGAGGUCCUCGGUUCUGGGGCUUUUGGGAAAGUGGUGAAUGCAACUGCUUAUGGAAUUAGCAAUGCUGGAGAUUCAGUCCAGGUUGCAGUCAAAAUGCUAAAAGAAAAACCUGAUGCUUCAGAAAAAGAUGCUCUAAUGUCCGAGCUGAAAAUGAUGACUCACAUUGGAAGCCAUGAAAAUAUUGUGAACCUACUAGGAGCUUGUACUGUGUCAGGACCAAUUUACUUGAUAUUUGAAUAUUGUUGCUAUGGUGACCUACUGAACUACUUAAGGAGCAAGCGAGAAAAGUUUCACUGGACAUUGACGGAUAUUUUUAAACAGCACAACUUCAGCUUUUACCACAAUACCCAUUUGAAUCAGAAUUCCAGGAAGGGAACUCACCUGAAGUAUGGUGUGAACACAACUCUAUACAGAGAGGAUGAAUUUGAAAUCACACAAAGUCAAAACAUGCACGUGACAUCUAGAUCAAAUGGGAUUGUGCUGUAUUCUGAGGAAGAUAAAACUGAACAUGCAAACAGGCAAACAGAUGAAGAAGAGGAUUUUAAUGUGCUCACUUUUGAAGACCUUCUUUGCUUCUCUUAUCAAGUUGCCAAAGGAAUGGAGUUUCUGGAGUCCAAAUCGUGCAUCCACAGAGACCUUGCUGCCCGGAAUAUACUAGUGACCCAUGGAAAAGUGGUGAAAAUAUGUGACUUCGGCCUUGCCAGGGAUGUAGUGAAUGACUCCAACUACAUCGUCAGGGGCAAUGCUCGUUUACCAGUAAAAUGGAUGGCUCCUGAAAGCUUAUUCGAGAGGACGUACACAAUGAAGAGUGAUGUCUGGUCUUAUGGAAUAUUACUAUGGGAAAUAUUCUCUUUGGGUGUAAAUCCCUACCCUGGUAUUCAGGUUGAUUCAAACUUCUACAAACUAAUACAAAGUGGAUUUAAAAUGGACCGACCAUAUUAUGCUACAAAAAACGUCUAUCGUGUGAUGCAGUCCUGCUGGGCCCUUGACUCCAGAAAAAGACCUUCUUUUUCUUGUCUGGUUUCCUCUCUUGCCUGUCAGCUAGCUGAGGCAGAAGGAGCAGUUUACCAAAAUAUGAAGAAAAAUGUUUCUACGCACAAUUCCAGUAUCAAAACUAAACCACAUGUAAACAGGGAUGAGGAGUCUCUACUGUCCCCAACUGUGCUCCAGCAUGAAGACUCUCAGGUUGAAAAAUAAUCUGGGUUCUAGGUUUGAUCUCAGUAUUUUCGUAAAAUCUGUGUACCAUAAAUGUUUUACAUAACCAUUAAGAAAAGAAAAUGUUACCAACUGCUGCUCUGUUCACGUUUCUUACGGGCCAGUCUAUAUUCAUGGUAUUUUGAGAAGACAAUUCAUUUAUUUGAAUUCAGCAAACAGGUCUAUCACAACAGAGAAGCAAUGGUCUUUCCACUGUCUCUCUACAAAUGGAUAUCUCUUUUCCUGUUUUGAUACAAACAGUGUCUAAUCAAUGCAUCGAAUUCAGACUGUGCUUGCCUCAUUGCAAACAAAUCUAAGAAAAUCCAUAGGGUUUUUGUUGAUGUUUGCAAGCAUUCAUCACACAUCUGAGGAGAAUUGGUGUGAUUUCCAGAAGCGCUACUCACAUCUUCACCUCCAGAUACAUUUGAGUGUGUAUGACUCUUUUAUCCUGAACAUCUCAAUUGCUGUGAGGUUCCCAAUAGGUGUCCUGUUCAGGUGAGUUCAUUUCAUCAAGCUUUAGGUACUCGGAUGGUCUCUACUCAUCCAGACUGCAUUCUCCACCCACUGUUGAGAGCUAAAGUGAGCGAUUCCUUUAUACCUAAAAUAAGCAUCUAAAACAAACAGGAGGAGUGAUAUUUGGAGGUGAUGUGUUGCAUGUCUGGUCUAGAAAAUCCAGGUGGCAAUCUCCAACUCUAUGUCUCACUUUGACUGAGUUAUAGCUAAUUCCACUCUUGGGGCUUUAUGUGUUUUAAUAUCAAAUAAAAAUGUUUAAUUUAAAAUAAAUUAUCUUCUGUAGCAAUUUAGGAGUGUAAUAUCAUCACUCCCAAUUCCCAGAAAUUGGCCUGGGUGUAUGAACACUGCUGAAAUAGAAUAAAAGUACAUCUCUUUAACUUUCUCCCAGACUCCCAGGACAAUAACUAGAGGCUUCAUUUUUUUUUUUUUUAAUAUAGCUAAAAAGACAUGUUAUUUUCAUGAUGAGAGAUUUGUAAAUGCACCUUUCAUAAUGACUAAUGGGAUACCUUUGUCUAUACUCCAGUGAAUCAAGGUGAGAAUAUUUGGUUAAUAGUUUGCUUCUCUUCUACAUUUUUCAAGAUGCUAACUGCAGUUAGGAUUUCCAGUGGCAAGUGUUAUAAAUGAAUAACUGUUUGGAUAGAAUGUGCUGUCACAUAAAUUGAGCUGCUCUUUACUAACAUUGUCUGAAAAUAAUGUUGUAAUACAAUUAUUUGUAUAUUUUUGUUAACAUUGUUGAAUUAGCAAGGAAUCCUUGAUUUUUCUUUUUUUUCUUUAAUCAGAUGUAAACCGCUGAAGAUUAAUUUGGAAAUAUAAAGAUAGAAAUAAAAUUUUAACAUUGCAUUUUCUGGAAAAUAUGUACGGCUUUUAACAUACUCAUAUAGCACUAUUUCAAAGUGUUCAGCAACAAGAUGUUACUAUUCAGCACCAUUAAUAUGCAGCCUGCACCAGCUGGAAAGUGAGAGCUGAGUGUCCUGUGCAGACAGGCGUUUUCAGCUUUCAGAGCCAGAGGAACUUAGCACUGAACUGGUUGCAUCCAAGCCUAGCUGGUCCUGGAAGCCAAGCAGAAGUGAACUUGGCUCACAGACAAGCAGAUGGGAAUGCUGUGUGCUUUAAAACACGCCAGGGAGUUGUGUCAAGUGGUUUUCCACAGAUUAAAAAAGGAGUGGACAGAGGUCAUCUGGCCCCAUCAUUGCUACUGAGCUGAGACUCAGGAAAAUAAAGGCAAAUAGAGAACCUUGGAACUAACACAAAAUCCUUGUGAUGCACACGUGAAAAGCAGCUCAAGCAAUGUUGCGCCCUGUGAGGAAGUACAGCAGAAAGAGCCUCCUGUAAGGACUGGGCACAUGGAGGGUUGUGCAUCUGCUUCUCUGCAGAGCAGAAAGGGAUGGAACAAAACUAUAGGACAUACUCAGUAAAAAAUAUCUUCUAGGAGCACGUUUCCUUUCCAGGAUACUUCCAACACAACUUAGCAAAGCACUAGUCAAUUCCUGAGGCUUGUGCAGAGCCACGGCCAGUGCUUUUUAAGGAGUGUUUUCAUGAUUCUUAAAGGAAAAGGCCCAUAUUUCUCUUGUUAGGAUCCAGACCCCUAAUCUGUGCCUCCAGGAGCAAUUUCACUGGAGAAAGUGCUAAAUUCCACCUGUAGUGAAUGGAGAGAAUUAAGCUUGUUUGAAGACAUCCAACAGAGAUGCCAUUAGUCUAAGUUAGAUGCAUUAAGUUAGGCAGAGACUAACAAAGAUUCAGUAAUCAUUAAGCCAGGAAGAAGAGGAACAGAAGUGACAGAAGUCAGUUAAAAGUGCUAAAUAGCAAAGGACACUGCACUCUCCUUGAUAGCAAGGCCAGGCUGGACGGGGCUCUGAGCAACCUGAUCUAUUUGAAGAUGUCCCUGUUCAUUGCACCGGGGCUGGACUAGAUGAGCUUUGAAGGUGCCGAGGAGACCUGUCCGGGUGGUGCCUGCCGGGCGGCCGCGGUCCCGUCCAGUCCCUCAACCGGCACU